GGGAUGUGGCGUGCGUAUUGUGAGGCGGUCGCACCUCUGAUGACGUAAAAGCUGUGCUCCCGGGAUCGCAGGCACUGGCGUGCCGCUUGCUAAGGUUUCAGGAUGGCGUGUCGCGGCCGUAGACCCGAACACGGCGGACCUCCGGAACUGUUUUACGACCAGAAUGAAGCCCGGAAAUACGUUCGCAACUCACGGAUGAUUGAUGUCCAGAGCAAGAUGGCUGAGCGAGCAUUGGAGCUCCUCUGUCUGCCCGAGGGACAGUCCUGUUACCUGUUGGAUAUUGGGUGUGGUACUGGGCUGAGUGGAGAUUACCUCACAGAGGAAGGGCACUGUUGGGUGGGCAUAGAUAUCAGUCCUGCCAUGCUAGAUGCCGCCUUGGACCGAGAAACUGAGGGAGACCUUCUUCUGGGGGACAUGGGCCAGGGUAUUCCUUUUAGACCUGGUUCCUUUGAUGGUUGUAUUAGCAUCUCUGCCGUGCAGUGGCUCUGUAAUGCUAACAAGAAGUCUGACAUCCCUGCCAAGCGCCUGUAUUGCUUUUUUUCUUCUCUGUAUUCUGCUCUUGUCCGUGGGGCCCGGGCUGUCCUGCAGCUGUAUCCGGAGAACUCGGAGCAGUUGGAGCUCAUCACAACCCAGGCCACAAGGGCUGGCUUCACAGGCGGCGUGGUGGUGGAUUACCCCAACAGUGCCAAAGCGAAGAAGUUCUACCUCUGUCUGUUCUCUGGGCCUUCGGCCUCUCUGCCCAAGGGCCUGAGUGCAAGUGAGGAUGGAGAGGAGGCCACGGAGUCCAAGUUCACCAAGGCCAGGGUUGUGCACGGGCUUGCGCGGCGGGGCAUGCUGAAGAAGAGCCGUGAGUGGGUGCUGGAGAAGAAGGCACGCCGGCGGCGGCAGGGCAAGGAAGUCCGACCUGACACCCAGUAUACUGGCCGCAAGCGCAGGCCCCGCUUCUGAGCCCUGAGCCUGCCUCCACCACCUUUUCUGGAGACUGACAACAUGGUGUUCUAGAAGAGUCCUGCAUUUACAGGAAUUGUGGGUUUUUGCUUUUUUUUGGUACUGAGGAGCAAACUCAUUACUUCACACUUGCUAGGCAGGCACUUUUGCUGUUGAGCUAUAUCCCCGGCCCAAUAUAGGAAUAUUUUUUCUAAAAA
Cavia porcellus (domestic guinea pig) is the source of this 1145-nucleotide messenger RNA. It is a transcript of the gene Bud23, whose product is annotated as BUD23 rRNA methyltransferase and ribosome maturation factor. The transcript has 12 exons. NCBI's taxonomy places the organism in Eukaryota, Metazoa, Chordata, Mammalia, Rodentia, Caviidae. Gene Ontology annotation, molecular function: rRNA (guanine) methyltransferase activity. Gene Ontology annotation, cellular component: nucleolus. Gene Ontology annotation, biological process: rRNA (guanine-N7)-methylation. The coding region runs from base 103 to 948 and encodes 281 amino acids. The record is from RefSeq and is a predicted model, not a curated record.